UAUCUCCAGUCAUUUAGUCACACACACACGCACACGCACACGCACACGCACACACAGUAGCUGACAGAGUGAGCACUAAGCAGCAUCUUACUCGUUUUCUAUCUCUUUGCCAUACCAACCGAUAGCACAACCAGCAUGGUACAUGAAAUAUACUUCCUCGGAGUAAGCAACCUGAUUAAAGACUGCUGCUAAGCAUUUGCGUAUUAUGAAAGACGCUAGCUGAUAAGCAAGAGCGAUUUAAAGGUACAUAAAUAACUCCCCCAACAGUAGCAUUAGCUGCACGACAGAAGAACUUAACAGGUGCAAAUACUUCAAAAGAAGACAAAAAGCCACGGCGUCCCAAAGUGGUCUGCGCAGCAUCGAGACGCGUCAUAUUCUAUAGAAGAAGAGCAUAAAAGGGAAAGAACAGAAAAAAAGAAAAAAGGGCGGUGACAUAUCGAAAGGGAAAAUAAAGUAAAUUGCAGCUCUUAACAAUUGGGUUGGUGUGAGCAGGAAGUCUCACAGGCUGCAGAAAGAGCUCGUGGAAAUAAAAAAAGAAAAACGGUUUCAUUAACUCGGCGCAGUCGAACCUUUGCAAUGGCUCGGGAAAACGGAGAGACCAGUAAGGUGUCAUGGAAAAAACAUGUUGAUGAAAUCAAGAAGGUAUUUGAAUUCAAGGAAAUCCUUGGAACUGGAGCAUUUUCAGAAGUUGUGCUGGCUGAGGAGAAGUCCACUGGGAAAAUGUUUGCCGUCAAGUGUAUCCCAAAGAAAGCACUAAAGGGCAAGGAAAGCAGCAUAGAGAAUGAGAUUGCUGUUCUCAGAAAAAUCAAGCAUGAAAAUAUUGUUGCUUUAGAAGAUAUUUACGAGAGCCCAAAUCAUCUGUACCUCAUCAUGCAGCUGGUCUCGGGAGGCGAGCUGUUUGACCGAAUAGUGGAGAAAGGAUUUUACACAGAGAAGGAUGCCAGUACCCUGAUACGGCAGGUUUUGGACGCUGUCAAUUAUCUACACCAAAUGAGCAUAGUCCACAGAGACCUCAAGCCAGAAAACCUGUUAUACUUUAACCCUGCUGACGAGUCCAAGAUUAUGAUCAGUGACUUUGGGUUAUCUAAAAUGGAAGGAACAGGAGAUGUCAUGUCAACGGCAUGUGGGACUCCAGGUUAUGUAGCUCCAGAAGUCUUGGCACAGAAACCCUACAGCAAAGCAGUAGACUGUUGGUCCAUUGGUGUUAUUGCCUAUAUUCUAUUAUGUGGCUACCCUCCGUUCUAUGAUGAGAAUGACUCCAAGCUUUUUGAACAGAUUCUGAAGGCAGAGUAUGAGUUUGAUGCUCCGUACUGGGAUGACAUUUCAGAUUCUGCUAAAGAUUUUAUUAGCAGUUUGAUGGAGAAGGAUCCUAAUAAAAGGUAUACAUGUGAUCAGGCGCUCCGACAUCCCUGGAUUGCUGGCGAUACAGCCCUCAGCAAGAAUAUCCACGAGUCUGUCAGUGCACAAAUUAGAAAGAAUUUUGCAAAAAGUAAAUGGAGGCAAGCCUUUAAUGCCACAGCGGUUAUCAGGCACAUGAGACGAUUACACCUGGGCAGCAGCAUGGAGGGCUCACACCACCAAAACGCACAGACCAGCCCGCACUUAAACAGCCCUCCCACAGACACAACCGCUCGUAAAGAUUGUAUGUCCCCCUCCACUGCUUGUAGUCUAGCGUCUGCAGCCUCGUCCCCCUCCCCUGUCCUGUCUCCAGUAGGAGCUGAGAGGAGACCCCGACCCACCACAGUGGCCACAGUGCAUACCGGAAGCAAGUGACCCACUCACCCUGCAGGGAACCAGAUGGGAAAUGACAUCACUGUGAGAUGUAUCCCACCAUUCUCCUAAUGAUUUCACCCUGCCAUGUGCACUGAAGCCUGGAAGGACUGGAAGAAAGGAAGACUUUUUAUGGCCAUAUUUUAUACUGUAACUAUAAAUGAAUUUCAUGUAUCAUAGAACUUGCAUUGAACCCCAAUGUAUCCGAAUGGAUUUUUUCAGUAUCCGGUUCUGUGCAUAUCCAUUUUGAAACGUUCUGGUUUAAUAAGGGACAUUAGGUUUUCUCAGUGAUUUUGCAACAUGACUCCUGUGGCUUUCUACUUUUUUGGGUUUUUUUUUUUCUUCAUAAAUCCAAGUUGUAACUGGAUUACCAAGUUCUGAAAUAUUACGUCCAAAGCUUUAUUUCUGUUUUUCUAAGCUUCCUAGUUCUAUGUCUUUGUGACAAAGAAGUAUUUUAGAAUUUAAGAAACCUCUGUGAAUUGUUUUUCAGGUGAUCAUUUUGGCAUAGAUUUUGAUGGCUUUCCGUGAAAAUAACACAAAGGUCAGUCAGACUUAGUCGUAAUUAGCAUUUGUUUGUAAGAAGGCUGUAAAAUGAAAAUGGCUUAAAUUACAAUAAUGGGGCUCUAGCUAUGCUAUCUCACACCUGGGAAAUGUUAUCAUCUUGUGUUUAGUACAUUUCUUAUAUAUAAAUCACUAUAACCAUUUCCUUCACGUAAUUAUAUUCAUAUAUACUUCAUUAAAAUCAGUAUGUGCAUAUAGAAACAAAUUAAGAUUUAACAUAGUAAACUUAGAAAAGCCUAAAUUAGAUGUUUUGCCAUCUUAACAAACCCCAGAACCUAUCAUUUAAAUUGCUGUAACUGUGUCCCAUGUGCUAAAACCUGCUAUUUUGUUUGAAGAAGUAUCAGCUUUUUUCAAGGACAGUCAGUUCUCAGGGAAACUAGUCAUUUGAAUCAGAAUCAUUAAAAUGAUCCUGUUAGAAAAUGUAACUAAUUAUGUUCAUAUCAUAAUUGGUCUCCCUUAUAAAAGUCUACUGUGUACAAUGGUAAAAGCAAAGGAAGGUGUGGCAAGCAUUGCGUAUCACAGAGAAGUAUGGUAAAACAUGGUGAAAACCAUAGUUAGCCACCAUAAAACAUAUUGAAUGCAGACAGUAAUAGUAGCACUGUAAAGGCGUGGUAAAAUGCAUAUUUUUCAUGCUAAUUUACCAAGUCUGCUGUUAUAUAUUUGUAUGUGCCAGAUACCUAACUUUGUUUAAAUUAAGGGCAUUGUAGUAUAAUAGCUCAUGAAACAAAAGUUCCUUCAGUCUUCACAUUUAACAAAAUGUACUGUAUGAUUUAUUUCUCAUAUUAAUAGAUUCAAUGUCAUGUAUAAUUUGUUUGAAGUGUGAGUAGUUUUAAGUUCUGAAUCUUUAGUCUUACUUACAUGAGUAGUGUCAGUCAGUUACUUAAUACUGCCUCUACCAUUGGAUAACAUUUUGAUAAUGAAGCCGCUAACGGUUUUUAAAAAGUACCAACAAAACAAAUAACAAUUGUGUUUUGUGCAGCAAAUCUGAAGUUAUUUUAUUUGGAAGAUUGUUUUUGUUAGUUUGUUUCUGAUAGUUAUGUCUCACUCCCAGAAUGCAGAUAAAUGGCAAAAAAGGCAAAACAUGAUUUUGUAUUCAAGCGACUACAGUGCUACAGCAGACAAAGGUUUGUAAAUAAAUACUGUAGGCAGGGACUUCCAUGUCCAGGUUAUCACUGGAAAAUUAGAAAUCACACAAUGUCCUUUAAUGGUUUUUUUGUUGUUGUUUUUGUUUAAUUUUAUUACAGUACAACAUGCUGUUGGGAAUAUAAAACUUAUAAAAAAAUAAAAAAAACAAGAAUUAGUAAACCAUACCAUUUGUUAGCAUCAUCCACUGAAUACUUACAUGAUUUUUUUGUUUGUUUGUUUUAACUUUAUGAUGUAGUCUCUAAAUGGUGUUUUAAAAAUAUUUGACCACUCAAAAUACACUUUUCUGAGAGUAUAGAAAAUAAAAACUAAAGAAAAACACAUAAAUGAAUACAAAAAAACAGAAUCCCUAAUCAUUACCAAACUCAAGAACAUUAAAGUUGUCCAAGCCUGCUGGCUAAGACUUUUUAAAACCACAGGCAGUAUCUUCCCCCUUAUGCUCACUGUGGCAAUGUCAACAUUUGUUCUGGAAAGUCAUACUGUAGUCAUUUCUGAUGCCAUCACUAGAUAUGUGGACCAUGUGACCUGCCCGAAAGUUAACAUAAUAUCCAGUGCAGUCAUCUUUAUUGAAGUUCUACUUUGAGAAAGAUUCCAGAUUAAAUACAUAUUAAAAUGUAUACAUUAUUUAGAUUGCCUGGCUGGAAAGAGGAGACAUGAAAAAGUCUUUCAAGUGUAAAAUGAAAGGGAUGCACAGUCUGAACAGGGGAAGUAGUGAUAAUAUUAUGAUACAUGUCUGGGAAAGGGACAAGACUGCUUGACAUGGUGAAUGAUCAGUAGGUAGCAAUAACUUAUUUUCACUCUAUUUUAAAUUCAUUGAUGUUAGUAGAGCAUGUUGCAAGUUUGCAUUUUCAUCAAAGCACUUGCUUAUUCUUAAAUUAUUUGUUUGAAGACAAAGUGCCCUGUUUUUAUUUGCAAGUUUUUAAAAAUGAUAUUUCUUUGCUAACUAUUUGUAAAAUAAAGCUGGAAAACAACCUAUUGCAAUCAUUAGCUUUCAUGUAAAUCUGUUUUUAAAAAAUGAGGUUUUAUGUCAAUGUGCACCAAGUGUGUGGAAAAUCCAGUCUGAAGGCUGGAAGUGAUUUAUCUUUUUUUUCCAUAAAUCAAACACACUCAUGAAGGUUUGGGUUUACUAUUAAUAUAUGUUUUUCACUUAGGCUAACUGGGCAAGUAUUAAGCAAACUGUGCAGGUAUCUGCGUAACGUAAUGAAGUCAAGUGCCAAGGUAUUUUCAGCAGUUAGAUGUACCAAACCUUCUGAUGUGACUGUGCUGCUUUAUGCAUUGCUUAUCAUUUAUGAUUAUGCCUCAUCUCUUUUUUUUUUUUUUUAAAUAUAGCAAGUGAAGCUUUUCAAUAUGCAGCUGUCCCCUGCUGAUUUACUAGAGGCUGACUCAUUUAUAAGAGGAAGUGCAUUAUUGAUGUAUACACUUGAAUUAGUCUUUUGUCAACCCAGAACCUGCUAGAUGUAUUUAUGUAUGUAUUAUUAAGAUAUUCAAUGUUUUUAAUUGUGCUGUUUUACAGCAUAUAUUACCAUUGUUUCAUUCUGCACUUAGCAGGUAGCUGUAAUUGAAACAUAAUCUGGCUGUUCUGAGAUUUUGAUUAGUCAGAUUAGGCCACUACACCCACUUAUUUUACUGCUUAUCAUUUAUGGUGGGAAGCAUAGACUGAAGCCUACUGAAGUUUAUAUUAGAAGCUCCCAGGACUAUCAUGUGUUUAUAUGACUUGAAUAACGCAUUUAACAUGAAGACUAUUUCACUUGCUAGUUUUUAAUAUUCUUACUCUUAAAGCCAGUCUACACUAACCGCUUUGUGGAGCAACCGAAAUGUACUGAUUAGAACAGAAAGUUGCAAGUCAUCAAAAAAAAAAAAUACUGAUGCACAAAAGAAAUGCAACACUCAGGUCUAAUGUAUUUAAUAAAAUAUUUUAAACAUAGAUGUCACGGAAAAUGUGAACAAAAAUACAGAUCAAAGAAUCAUGAUAUGUUUCAGUAUGUGGCACACUGUCAAAAUGAAAACAUUACAAAGUUAGUAUCGGGUAUGACCUCCGUGAGCAUUAACACAAUCCUGGCAGUGUUGACGCAUAGACCUGAUCAGCCUCUGGACAGACUGAUGUGGGAUGUUCCGCCACUCAUCCUGUGCAGCUACAGCCAGCUAACGAAGUUUGGUGGGUCGCUGUUGUCUCCUGUGGAUGGCACUGGCGAUUUGGUCCUAUAGAUGUUAUUUUGGACUUAGGUCAAGAGAAAAUGCUGGCCACGGCAAGACCUCGACAUUGUAUUCUUGAGGUUGUUCAAUUGUAGUCCUAGCACUGUGUGGUCUUGCAUUGUCCUGCUGGAAAAUUGACACUUCUGGAUUGGCUUGCAAGAACGGAAAAAAUUGUUGCCUCAAGGACUUUGUGAAUGUAUCGCUGAGCAGUAAGGUUGCCCUCAAUCUGCACCAAAGGCAUUUUUGUGUUAAAAUAGAUUCUUCCCCACAUCAUCACCGCCCCACUGGUUGGCUUGAACAACUCAGCAGCAUAACACUCACCACGACGUCUCCACACACGUUGUCUUCCGUCAGGUCUGUCAAGGGCAAAACGGCAUUCAUCAGUGAAUUAAACAUUCCACCACUCUCUCUGCUGCCACCUCAGAUGUUCUCUGGCCGACAGAAGACGGUGAUUUCAUCUCUCAGCUGUCAACAUGUUACCCCUGUAUGGCCUCCGAGCAUGAAAAUCAUUUUCAUGCAGACGGUGAGCUACAGUCAUUCUGCUGAUGCAUGGGUUAUUUCUUCAUGGAAUUUCUCUUGCUGUAGCUACUGCAGGCUGAAAACGGUUACGUAGAUGGAUCAGUUGGAUGCAACAGUCCUGGGCCGGUGUGGUGACCCUCUGCCUUCCAGGACAUGGCCUGUCCCUUACAGAGCAGGUUUCCUUGUUUCUCUGGACUAGUCUGCUGAGUGCUGAAGCAGAACAUCUCAUUCUCCAGGCAACUUCUCUCACAGACAGCCCGCCUUCAAUCAUGCCGAUAGCAAUCAGGCAAUCUUCAUUACUCAAGCGGGGCAUGGUCGUACCUUUCGCUGUUCUUGCGUUAAUUAAAAUCAUGUUGUUUCGAAUGGCUAUUUAUACAGAUUCUUACUCAACUCAUUCUGGCGUUUUUAUGAAAUCACAUGACUUGAGCUCAGUAUUUUUUUAUUCAAAGGAACACUACUACUCAAACAAUCAAGAAACAUAUCUGCUCACUAUUUAAAAUGUAAAUAACAUUAUGUAUGUGCCCAAUGAGCUAUUGAUGUAAAACUUAGACUGUUGCGUUUUCAUUGUGCAUCAGUAUAUAUAUAUAUAUAUAUACACACACACAUAUAUAUGACACCACGGUAUACAGUCUUAUUUAAAACCACAAAAAUUAAUUGUUAGAAAUCUAUCAUCCCUGCAUCACCUGUUAUUUUGGAAUUCAACUUAUUAUCAAUUCAUGCACCUCUUGCAUCUCAUUAGUAUGAGGCUGCUGGCUUAUGCCAAUGAGAGGAGGAAGGGAAGUCAUUGGUCCUUUAAAACCAGUGCAGGACUCAAGAAUGUGCAUUGAAAGGCAACAAUUAAUAGCAUGGGCAGUAGAAAACAAACUUUAAAAUAGAAAAGCGUGUAUUGUUUUAUUUUGUAGUGACUAUAGAACCCCCCUUUUCCUGAACAUGGCUCAUCAGUUUCCCAAGUCGCCAGGAGGUUGCAGCGGUGAAUUGGGAUACAAAUAACAAUUGGGCAUUCCAAAUUGGGGAGAAAACCAGGUUAAAAAACCAUUGGAGACGACUACAGUUUUUAUUAAAAAAAAAAAAAAAAAAAAAAAAAAA
Acipenser ruthenus (sterlet) is the source of this 7272-nucleotide messenger RNA. Its product is annotated as calcium/calmodulin-dependent protein kinase type 1D. The transcript has 11 exons. Gene Ontology annotation, cellular component: intracellular anatomical structure. Gene Ontology annotation, biological process: peptidyl-serine phosphorylation. The record is from RefSeq and is a predicted model, not a curated record. Bases 577 to 1773 code for a protein of 398 amino acids. NCBI's taxonomy places the organism in Eukaryota, Metazoa, Chordata, Actinopteri, Acipenseriformes, Acipenseridae. Gene Ontology annotation, molecular function: ATP binding; calmodulin binding; calcium/calmodulin-dependent protein kinase activity.